AUGCCAACACAAUGGUUUCGGGAUGAUAUGUGGAAUAAAGUUGAUUUGGCUUCUAGUGAGCCUUUUGUUGGAGCAUCGUCUAAAGGAUUUAGAAGGUUCCAAUCUGAUAAUUUACAAGAAACGUAUCCCAUUCCUAAGCAUUAUAAUAAUAUGCAAGAAAGUCAGAUUUAUCAACAUAUGCAUAAAAAAUUAUAUUAUGGCCAGCUUAUGGGGCAUUUCAAAAAAGCAUUAAACUAUUCGCUAGAAGAUAAUGAUCAAAAAGCAUUGGACGAUAUUAUAUUGUCUUAUAUUUCAGAAAAAGAAGCAAAUUGGAAAACAGAUAUGCAACCGAAUCAAAAGGUUCUAAAAGAAAAUACGGGUUUAAACUGUGAGAUUAGAUUGUCUAAUGGUCAUAUAUAUAAUGCGGAUAAUGUAAAAGAUCCAAUAAAAUGUCGAG
Messenger RNA from Ambispora leptoticha, 436 nucleotides. The record is from the annotation of a GenBank genome assembly. NCBI's taxonomy places the organism in Eukaryota, Fungi, Glomeromycota, Glomeromycetes, Archaeosporales, Ambisporaceae.